This is a messenger RNA of Armigeres subalbatus, 1091 nucleotides long. RefSeq names its product protein obstructor-E-like. Gene Ontology annotation, cellular component: extracellular region. The transcript is spliced from 3 exons. The coding region runs from base 43 to 948 and encodes 301 amino acids. Gene Ontology annotation, molecular function: chitin binding. Lineage: Eukaryota; Metazoa; Arthropoda; Insecta; Diptera; Culicidae. The record is from RefSeq and is a predicted model, not a curated record.
UUAGGUAAUUAUCAAGCAGCUGAUCCCGAAAGAAUACCAUCCAUGAAGCAUUUAAUUUUAACAUUGGCCUUAUUCGGGGCUACUGUGCUGGGUCAAGCCCCGUGCGAUCAGGCCUGUUGGGAUGCCUGCCCAGUCGACUCCCGUUGUCCUUCAAUCGACGGAGCCAAAGCCGUCCAUUACAAGCAUCCCACGAAUUGCAGCAGAUUCAUUUCCUGCCAUAGGGGACGCGGCUGUGAACGUGACUGUCCCGCUGGACUUCACUUCAAUGCGUAUGAAAUGGUUUGCGAUUGGCCAUCGUUGGCUUGCUGUGAUAGCUCCGUGGAAUGCUUGCCCGACGAUAUGGACAGGAACUGUGUCCAGCGGGUAGAAUGCUCGGCUGCUUCUACUAAUUCAAUAGUACUCUUGCCCCAUGCCAACUGUUCCCAGUUCUACAAGUGCGAUAAUGGUGAGGCCUGUCCCUACGACUGUCCAAAUGGGUUGCAUUUCAACAAAGAGGAACAGGCCUGUGAUUGGCCAUGGAGGGCAUGUUGCGACCCCAACGUAGAAUGCAAGACACCUUGUGAUAUCGCCACGUGUCCCCCAGAUGAUGAAAUAACUCCGGCACCGACCCCAGCACCGACUCCAGCACCGACUCCAGCGCCGACUCCUGCAUCGACACCCGCGCUUUGUACCGGUUCGUGCCCUGAUUUCAAUUGCAUCGUGAAUGCACUCUGUGCCGCCAACAUUGGAGUCACCAACAAGGCUAUCCUUCUACCCCACUACCAAUGCGACAAGUUCUACAAGUGCAAGGAAGGAACGAAUUUAGCUUGCGAAAUUGACUGUCCGCUUGGUCUGCACUUCAACGACAAGAAACUCGUGUGUGACUGGCCGUGGCUGGCAUGCUGCGACACUUCACUUGCCUGCGUCGAAUCGUGCAUCCCUGGUGUGACUUGUGCACCUUCGCUCUAGGACCCAACAAAGCCAGAUUCGACGAGUUUGUUGUAAUGUAAGAACAUCUUCUAAUUGCUGUGGUAUUAGUAUAAAUUAGUAUAGAAAAUUUAUGUUACAUAGCUGGUAAGUUGCAUCGAUUGAAUGUCACAUUGCUCCCAACA